Molecule: messenger RNA, 1041 nt
Organism: Aspergillus affinis
Lineage: Eukaryota; Fungi; Ascomycota; Eurotiomycetes; Eurotiales; Aspergillaceae
Product: zinc-binding alcohol dehydrogenase family protein
Exons: 5
Coding region: 1-1041 (346 amino acids)
Molecular function (GO): oxidoreductase activity, acting on NAD(P)H
Source: RefSeq, a predicted model, not a curated record
AUGGCAGAACAAUCGAACACCUCCCUCGUGGUGCGCGUGCCGGAAGGCGGAUCCCCGAAGUUGGUGCUGGAGGAUCUACCCGUCCCUUCCCCGGCCAGUGGACAGGUCCUUGUGAAGCUGUCUCAUGUAGCGCAGAACCCUACGGAUGUCCAAGCGUUUGACUCCAAUGCCUUCGGUGACGGCGCCGUGCUGGGAUGCGAUUUUGUUGGCGAGGUAGUCAAACUGGGAGACGGCGUAACGCGACUGGUGAAAGGCGAUGUCGUUGCUGGGUUGAUCUGGGGAGGCGAGUUCAAAGGACUCGGAGGCUACAGCACCUACAGUCUAGCCGACGAGAAGAUCUGCUUCAAGCUCCCUGCCGGGCUAUCCAGAGAGCAUGCCAGCACCGUGCCUCUCGCAGCCACGACCGCAUGGCUGGCCCUGUACUCGAAAGACUCUCUCAACAUCGACCGCAACAAGACCGGAACGAGCAUUCUCGUCUGGGGUGGAAGUUCCAGUGUCGGUCUCUACACCGUCCAACUCGCUUCCCUCCAUGGCCUCGAGGUAAUCGCAACCUGCAGUCCCCGUCACGCAGACUUAGUUCGCUCCUACGGCGCCAAACGCGUCUUUGACUACCGCGAUGAGCAAGUCAUCGGGAAGAUCCAUGCCGCGGCGCCGAACCUCCGUUACGCGUUCGACACCAUCGGCAACGAAUCGUCCUCAACGCUCGCUUCACAGGCCUCCUCGGGAGAAAACUGGAUUUGCACGGUCCGUCCGGGCAAGGCACAUACUCAGAACGUUUCGACACAGACCCAUGUCAGUGAUGUUUUGGUUUGGACGGCUUUCUUAAAGGAGCAUCGAUAUGGGGAGUUUUAUUGGCCGACUUCGAAACAUGAUCACGAGCUGGGUAGUGAGCUCUUUGAGAAAUUGCCCGGGUGGUUGAGUCAAGGGACUAUCAAACCUAGCGAGCCGAAGGUGUAUCAGGGCCUGAAGUCGGUGGCUGGUGGCUUCCAAGAGCAUCGGGAGGGUAAGAUCUCGGGUUACAAGAUUGUGUAUAAGCUUUGA